AUGGGUGUUAAAGCAGUAGGAAUCACACUGAAGUCAUGGUUUGUAGGCAUGAAUCAAUAUAAAUACUAUGAUAACAUGGAUAUUCACAGUAAUUGUCAUCUUUUGCUGUCUUCUGCAAAUAAGUUACUUGCACAAGAGGAUGAGAAACUGUGCUGUCCAACUUCCCCAUUUAGCAUUGGAGUUGUGUUUUUACUAGUUCUAACAACUCUGGACAUGUUCAACACUGCUUUUGUAUGUCCUGUUCACAGCUUUCAUCAUUAUUGCCAGCAUGAUUAUGUCAUGUUUAAGCAUGAUCUCUACUAUGCCCCAAAAUUUACCUUCACUUCCAAAUUUGAGUUGUGGGAUCCCAACACUGAUUGUUGCUCUUGGGAAGGAGUUACCUGUGAUGAUGCCAUUGGUCAUGUCAUCGGACUUGAUCUAAGCUACAAAAACCUUUCCGGGACCUUUCACUCCAUUUUCGAUCUCCAUCAUCUUCAGCGCCUUAACCUUGCUGGAAACAACUUCAACACCACUCUGCUUUCCUAUGGGUUUAAUGAACUCCAAAAUCUGACUCAUCUCAAUCUCUCCAGCUCAUGUUUCCAUGGCCAAAUUCCAAUGGAAAUCUCAUACUUAACAAGGUUAGUUUCUCUCAACCUCUCUUAUCAAGGCGAUUGCUAUUGGAGAAAUGGUGAUGAUUAUGAUUUAUCUACUUUGAGACUAGAGAAACCAAGCUUCAAGACAUUAAUCAAGAAUUUGAGGUUUCUCAGAGAGCUUCAUUUGGAUGGUGUGGACAUUUCAACUCAUAGUGCUAAAUGGUGUGAAACCACAUCUCUAGUACUUUCCGACCUACAAGUGCUGAGUCUCUCAAACUGUGGUUUAAAAGGUCCAUUGUGUCCUUCACUCUCAAAACUUGGUUUUCUUUCCAAACUUAUCCUUGACGGAAAUCCAAUCUCUUAUCUACCUCCCAAUUUCUUGAAAAUUUCCUCUCAUUUGGUUUCUCUCAGUUUGGCAGAUUGCAGUCUGAGAGGUCAUUUUCCAACAGAAAUUCUCUUGUUGCCGAAAAUUCAAAGCAUUGACCUUUCAUAUAAUUGGGGACUUGAGGGUCAUUUGCCUGAAUUUCCAACAAAUAGUGCUUUACGGAGUUUGUUACUUUAUGAGACAAAUUUUAGUGGCAAAUUACCUGAAUCAAUCGGUAAUCUUAAGUUGUUGAGGGAUUUAACUCUUGGUGGUUGCAAUUUGUUUGGAUCCAUUCCAUCUUCAGUCGCAAAUCUUAGUCACCUGGUGAACUUGGAUCUAUUUCAUAACAAUUUUAGAGGAUCAAUACCUUCUUCUUUAUUUACUCUUCCAUCAUUGAGGAUCUUAUCUCUCGUUGAAAAUCAAUUGGUUGGGAAAAUAGAUGAGUUCCCCAAUGCGUCUUUUUCAUUGAUUGAGGAAAUACAUUUAGGGAAUAAUUAUUUAACAGGAACAAUCCCGAAGUCAAUCCUUCAACUCCCAAGGCUUGAAGUGCUUUAUAUUGGAGACAAUAGCUUUAGUUCCAUGAAGCUCGACAUGUUCUUCCAACUCAACAAUUUAAGGGGUCUUGACCUAUCCGGUAUAAGCUUGUUAAUUGAAAGCGACAACACAAGUCUUACUGAAUUUCCCAAACUAGAGAUCCUAGUACUAAGGUCAUGCAACCUUACUGAAUUUCCAGAAUUCAUCAAAACACAAGACAAGUUGGUUGAGCUAGAUCUUUCUAACAACCAUAUCCACGGUGUUGUGCCUAAUUGGUUGUGGAAGAGCUCUCUUUCACUGGUAGACCUUUCUUUCAAUCCCAUUGAUUUUCCAAAACAGCUUCCCUUCGGUGAUGCAAACUUCUCUUUUCCAAAGAUGUUUGAAUUAGAUUUGAGAUCCUGUAACAUAAGUGCAUUUCCAGAGUUCUUAAGGAGUCAAGAAAACUUAGCAUUUCUCGACCUUUCAAAUAACAGGAUAAGUGGUGCAGUACCAAACUGGGUGUGGAGGAAAAGUUUGCGUGAUCUGAAUCUUUCUAACAACCAUCUCUCAUCUUUGGACCAACUUUUACCCAACCACAGUUCAACUUCUUUGCAAGGCUCCUUACCUAUACCUUCUUGUAAGAUGAGUCAACUUUGGAAUUUCGAUGCAUCUCAUAACAAUUUGAGCGGCCCAAUUCCAAAUUGCUUAGGUAAUCUGAGUGCUCUCCAAUAUCUGGAUCUUCAUGGAAAUAACUUGAGCGGAACCUUACCAAAAUUUUCAAAAGCUUCCCGACUAUGGUUUCUCAGAGUUAGUGAGAAUAGAUUAGAAGGGAAGCUGCCAAGAUCAUUGGUGAAAUGCACUCGACUUGUAGUUUUGAAUGUGGGAAACAACAUGAUGCGUGAUACCUUCCCUUUUUGGUUGGAGAAAUUGCCUGAUUUGGCAGUUCUAAUAUUGCGGGAAAAUAGAUUCUAUGGUCAAAUUAAACAUUUGAAACAUAAAAUCGGUUUCCCAGCUUUGGAUGUGUUAGACAUUGCUUCUAACCAAUUUUCUGGUGAACUAUCCAUUGAUUUCCUUAAUGCCACUCAACUAAGGUCGCUCAAAAUCGGUGGGAAUAAAUUGGAAGGGAAGCUGCCAACAUCAUUAGCCAAUUGCACAGAACUUGAGGUUCUGGACCUUGGAAACAAUAUGAUUCAUGAUACAUUUCCGUUUCAAUUGGAGAAGUUGCCUUCCUUGAAGGUUCUCAUUCUACGAGGAAACAGAUUUUAUGGUUCAGUCACAAAAUUUGACACUAAACGUGGUUUUCCAAAGCUACGCAUUUUGGACAUUGCUUCCAACAACUUUUCAGGUGACUUGUCCAUUGAUUUUUUGCAAAGUUUGAAGGCAAUGAUGCGGAUGACUAAUGACGAGAAAGCUAAGCUGGAUUACAUUGGAUGGCAGAACAGAAUUGCACGACUGUACUAUCAAGACUCUGUGACGAUUGUCAACAAAGGGGUUGAGAUGUUUUAUCAGAAAGUCUUGACCAUACUUACUUGUCUUGACCUAUCCGACAACAGUUUCCACGGGAGAAUACCUGAAGAAAUACAAAUUCUCAUGUCACUCAGAGUGCUAAACUUGUCCCAUAAUAGCUUCUCCGGCGAAAUCCCAGCAGAACUUGACAACCUAAAAGACCUUGAGUCCUUGGAUCUCUCACAGAACAAACUGUCAGGGAAGAUUCCUCCACAGCUUACAAGUCUAACUUUCUUGUCAGUAUUGAACUUAUCUUACAACCAACUUGAAGGGAGCAUACUACAAAGCAACCAAUUCAAUACAUUUGCAAAUGAUUCUUACUGGGGGAACCCAAAAUUAUGCGGAGCACCAUUUUCAAGGAAAUGCAAUGAAGUUGGUCUCCCAAUGCCACCUCCUCCAGGGGAAGAUGAAGAAGAAUCAUGGUUAGAUGUUAUGUCUACUUGGCAAAUUGCUUUGGUUGGCUAUGGAAGUGGUUUGGUCGCUGGGCUAUGUAUUGGAUAUACAGUGCUGAAUGAGUUGGGAAACAAAUGGGUUUACAAGUUGACAAAUCUUGGGAAAAGGAAUAGAAGAAGAACUAGAUGACUCCAUCAGAAUUCAUGAUUUAAAAUCAGAUGAACAUGGAAUGUAAAAUUAGGAGGUACAUGAGACAGGCCACGUCGAAGGACAGAUCGACAACUUGAAGAAAAUGGCCAACAAUCUGAGAAGAUAAUAAGGCCUAUAGACUGCAGUCUGUUAUUUGUUCCGAGAAAAAGGAAGUGUGGAUUGGCAGAGUAAAAUUCAGAAAAGGCUUAUCCCAGAACUGGGUGUGGAAGAGAAGUUUGAGUGAUCUGAAACUUGCUAAUAAUCAUCUCUCAUAUUUGGUCCAACUUUUACCCAACCAGAGUUUAACUUCUUCACAAGCCUCUUUACCUGCACCAAUUUGCAAUAUGAGACAACUUAGCUAUUUCAAUAUACUGUGCUAGUGGUUUGGUGGCUGGGCUAUGUAUUGGAUAUACUGUGCUGAAUGAGUUGGGAAACAAAUGGGUUUACAGGUUCAGAAUUCAUG
Messenger RNA from Hibiscus syriacus, 4000 nucleotides. RefSeq names its product receptor-like protein 7. The coding region runs from base 1 to 3537 and encodes 1178 amino acids. Gene Ontology annotation, molecular function: protein binding. The record is from RefSeq and is a predicted model, not a curated record. Lineage: Eukaryota; Viridiplantae; Streptophyta; Magnoliopsida; Malvales; Malvaceae. The transcript has 6 exons.